AAAGGAUGUAUUGCGCAACAGCGCUAAUUCUUUGGACGGUCGCCGUCUAUCAGACGGUGACAUUUUCGAAUGCAGCAGGAUGUUCAACAAAGGCAGACGUAACAUUCGUUUUAGAUUCCUCAGAUACAGUCGGACAAACAAACUUUGCAAAACAAUUAAACUUUGUUAAGAAUACAGUGAACAAUUUAGAUGUAGGUAGAGACAAAGUACGCAUCAGUACUGUGACGUUUAGUUCGGGUGUUCAUAAUCAGUUUUUCUUGAACAAUUAUGACACCAAGGCAAACGUGAUGAAUGCUGUCUCCGGGAUUCAAUAUCUUCCCGGAAGUACAGACACUUCAGAUGCGUUAAAAUACGUCACACAAACCUCGUUUACCCCACAACAUGGGGGUAGAGGUGGUAUACCACACAUUAUGGUAUUGGUGACAGAUGGGCCAUCAUUGACAAGGGACAUAACCAAACUUCAAGCACAAACAGCCAAAGACAACAACAUUGCGAUCUACACUGUUGGAGUUGGCCAUGGUAUUGACAUGGAUGAACUAAAGUCCGUCUCAAGUGAUCCAAACUCACGCUAUCUCCUCACAGCUGACAACUACGAUUCACUUGGCAGUCUUUCAGAAUUACUGGCAACAAAAAUGUGCAAUGAGGUUCCCGGCGCAAAUGUAUUGCCUCCAGCAACAGGUUGUUUACAGAAAGCCGAUGUGGUCUUCAUGGUGGAUUCAUCUAGCACUGUAGGAAACCUCAACCUAGAAAAAACAGAAAACUUCAUCAAAAACUUCGUAACAAAAUUAAAUGUUGGCAAAAACGCUGUUCAUGUAGGACUCGAACAAUACGGAAGCCGUCCAUCAUCUGAAUUUGCUCUACGCAUGUACGACAACAGAUAUGAUGUACUGAAGGCUAUUCAUGGAAUGCAGUUAAUGGGAGGUGGUACCAACACAGGAGAUGCUAUUGAAUUUGCCAAAACCACGAUGUUUUCACCCGCGGCUGGUGCCAGAUCUAACGUACCAAGAAUAGCAAUAAUGGUGACCGACGGUGGUACUUCAGAAACCACUGCUGCCAUUAAUCAAGCUAAUGAGGCAAGACUUGCCCAUGUCAGUAUGAUUGGAGUUGGUGUUGGUGGUUUGGUCAAUAUAAAUGAACUAAACAGUAUAGCUGAUAAGCCGUCUGCUAGUCACGUGAUCACAGUAAGAAAUUACGACGAAUUAGAAAGCAUCUCUAACCAACUAAUGACUAUGACAUGCGGAGUUCAAACAAGUAUCAACUUUUUCCAAAAUUACACUUCUUGCACUGAUAAAGUCAAUAACUGUCAGGAAUAUGGAUCCAAAGUAUGCACUGUCUACAAACAAUGGUCAGAAGUAAACUGUCGAGCCUUCUGUCAAAUCUGUUCAUACAAAUACUCUGUAACCGAGACAUGUGUUGAUCAACUGUCAAACUGUGCCACUUAUGGUAAAACUUCCUGUACAUCGUACAAACAAUGGGCUCAGGACAACUGUAAACAAUAUUGUGGAUUCUGCACUUCUGCAGCACUAACUGGUGGAUUUUACAACCGAUGCGCUUACAAAGGAAAAUCAUACAGCCCCGGACAAAAAUGGUAUGAUGGCUGUGAUUAUGAAUGUGUCUGUCAAGAUGGAGCCACUGGACAUUACCAAUGUUAUAAUAGGUGCCCAGUAUACUACAACCUACCAUCAAUGUGUACUCUUGUCAGAAAACCAGGAGAAUGUUGUUUACAACCUGUCUGUAAUUUUAAACCAGCCAUUCAGAAAUUUGAAUCAUCAGGGAAAGGACAAAACCAAUUUGGAAUUGAUGUUUGUGUAUACAAGGGAAAACAAUAUUACCAAGACCAGAGCUGGACUGACGGAUGUGACUACCAGUGCACAUGUACUGCUGCUAAAACAGGUCUCUACCAGUGCGAACAAUUAUGUCCAUCCUUUUCUGUUCUCCCUCAGAUCUGCCAUUUAGAACAGACACCAGGACAAUGUUGUAAGAAACCAGUCUGUGAAUUUACCCAACAAGCUGGUACCUUCUCUGGUAAUGGAAUGAUCAGUGGAAGUGGAGUCAACCUUCAGGCACCAUUUUCUGGACCUUGUCUUGACCUGGUAACAUGUUCCAACUAUGGUAGUGAUGUGUGUACAACAUACAAGGACUGGGCCAUGAAAAACUGCAAAAAUACAUGCAACUUCUGUCCAAGCUCACAAGUUUCAGGACCAAAUGAUCGUUGUGUAUAUGACGGAAAAUCAUUCAAACAGGGAGAAGUCUGGUCACCAAAAUGUGACGAGAGAUGUUCCUGUGAAAAUGCUAAAUAUGGUUAUUACAGAUGUGUCAAUACAUGUCCCUCCUAUACUAACUUACCAUCAGGCUGUAAUCUGAACAAGAGAAAUGGUGAAUGUUGUCUCAAAGUACAGUGUACCAAUGGAGUGUUCUUACAAUCUGCCACCAGUAGCUACUCCCUGGGAGGUGGAGGAGGAAUUCAAAUCAUCAGUCAGAAUGGAAAUGUCUUCCCCAUACCUACACUUGCUGGGGGUUACGUCCAAGGAGGAGGAUCUGGAACAGGAAUGCUCCCACCCACAAUAGAUGGAUGUCUUUAUAAUGGUCAAGUUUACUCACAAAAUCAGGCAUGGAUGGACGGAUGUUCAAAAUACUGUGUUUGUGUUGAUGCUACUAAAGGUCAAAUGUCAUGCAGAGCAAGAUGUCCAAAAUACACAAACAUGUCACCAACAUGUGUCAUGAGCACCGAUACUAACGAUCCAUGCUGCUCAGCUCCAAAAUGUACUUUUGAUGCAAAUUUGGGAAGAGUACCUCAACCACUUCCUGCUUUUGGCCAGUCUGCACUGUCUUACUCAGUAGUCUCCCCUAACACAGGAGCAAGCCAACACAAUGGUUAUGGAAAGACAGUCAUCCCUCUGUUUAACACAGCUUUCACACCAGCACCCCCAACUGUUGAUCCUGGAAAAAUGUCAGCUGGAGGAGACUGUGACUACGGAGGAAAACGAUACAACGUUGGACAGAAAUGGGAUGUAGGAUGUCAGUAUAACUGUAUUUGUGAUGAUGGAACAGCUGGUCAUUACACAUGUGUAGAAAAGUGUGUUCACUACUCCAAUCUACCACAAGGUUGUUUCCUCAUUCAAGAUGUAGAUAAUCCAUGUUGUAAGGUUCCAAGAUGUUCUGUACCUCCACAAUACGAAAUUGUCACAGGAGUAAGAACAACACCAUCAGCAAGAACUGGAGUAUGUACAUACAAAGAGCAAUACUAUCAACAAGGACAAACUUGGUAUGAUGGCUGCAGUUACAGAUGUACAUGUGAAGAUGCUGAGAAAGGCAUUUACAGAUGUCUCAGUCGUUGCCCUGAAUAUCCACUGAGUCAUGGGUCAGAGUGCACACUGGUAUCUGAUCCACGUGACCCCACAUGUUGUCAAAUGAGAGUAUGUGGAAUUAAAAAUGGAACAUCAGGAAACAAUUCACCAAAUCCAACUCCAGCUAGAGUUCCACCUGCAGUAUACCAUGGAAUAGAAACUAAUUUCCAAGGAAAGAGUGGUGUAUGUAUUUACAAAGGUCAGGCAUAUAAACAAGGAGAUAUCUGGGAAGAUGGUUGUGAUUAUACAUGUACAUGUGAAGAUGAAAUAAAGGGAGCAUACUCAUGUACAGACAGAUGCCCAGUAUACAUCAAUCUGCAACCUGGUUGUGAGAUGGUGAGAGACUUCAGUAAUCCAUGUUGUAAGAAGCCACAAUGUACAGUGACCGGACCCCCACCUACUCGUAUCUACCAUAAUGUACCAAAUCUACCAGUAACAUUGAAACCAGAGCUACAAUAUUGUGUCUUCAAGGGAGUGAGCUACUUACAAGGCCAGGAAUGGGAAGAUGGAUGCAGUUUCAAGUGUCGAUGUGACGACUCAAGCAGAGGAAUAUACACUUGUAAUCAGAGAUGUGCCUCAAUUGACCAAAAUAUUCAAGCUGGCUGCACAUUGAGGACAGAUCCUAGAGAUUCUUGUUGUCUGGCACAGUUCUGUGUACAAACUACACCAGUACCUCAACCAGGAGUAUCCUAUGGACCAACACCAGUACCAACACUCAAACCAAACACGUUUACAGGAAAGGUCUAUCUACCAACACCUUCACCAAUUCCAGGACAACCAACACCAACUCCCGGUCAAUUAGGUGUCUGCAUAUACAAAGGUCGUCAGUAUUCUCAAGGUCAAACAUUUGAAGAUGGAUGUGACUUUGAUUGUGUUUGUUUCAAUGCAAAUGAAGGAAAAUACAGAUGUUCUCCAAAAUGCCCAGUCUACACAGAUAUCCCUAACACCUGCAGACUGGUCAAGAAUCCAAGAAAACCAUGUUGUCAAAUACCUGAAUGUUACAACUUACCUACCCAAAACCCAACCGGUCAACCAACACCAAGCCCAACCCCAUACACUGGUCAACCAACACCAAGUCCAACUCCAUACACUGGUGGUCCAACACCAUACCAUGGCCAACCAACACAAAGUCCAACACCAUACCAUGGUCCACCAACACCAAGUCCAAAACCAUACACUGGUCAGCCAACACAACCUCCACAUAUAACACCACAACAUAUUCCACAAAGGACAGUUCAACCAACACAAAGACCAACUCCACAACCACAACCAACACAGCCAAUAAAUGUAUGUGUUUAUAAGGGUAUUGCCUACUCCCAGGGACAACAGUGGUACGAUGGAUGCGAUUACUCUUGUGUAUGUGAAGAUGGCAUUACUGGAGUAUAUAGAUGUAACAAUAGGUGCCCUACAUUUGCACAACAGUCCGAUCCAACCUGUACAUUACAGCCAGACCCCACAGACCCACUAUGUUGUAAAGUUCCUGUGUGUACACCAAAACCAGGUCAGACACCACCACCAGGUCAAACGUUCCCACCAUACCAGACACAACCACCAAAGAUAUUCUCUGGUGGAGUCGCUACUCCUGCUCCAACACCUAGAACCACUCAAAGACCCAAUAUUAAUGUUAGACCCAAUGUGACACCAACAUUCUAUCCACCAAUUACCAGGACCUAUAUGCCAGGAGAAACUCCAGCACCCACACCUUAUCCAUUACCUACACAACCAAAACUAUCAACACCAUCACCACUACCAACGGUAACUCAACCACCAAUAUAUAAAACCAAUUAUUGUAUAUACAAGAGUAAAACCUACAGCAAGGGCCAGAAAUGGCAAGAUGGCUGCCAGUUUGAUUGUAUGUGUCUAGAUGAUCUAGGAAACUACAGAUGCACAGAAAAGUGCCCAACAUACUCUAAUCUCCAACCAGGAUGUAGAUUGAUCAUGGACUAUUCCAAUCCUUGUUGUCAGAAACCAUACUGUCCACCACCAACCUCUCCUAAUCCUCUCACCCUAACACCACCAACACCUAAAGUCUUUGUUUCAACACAAAAACCAACAUACUGUGUAUACAAUGGAGUACAGUUUAAACAAGGUCAGACCUGGAAUGAUGGCUGUGAUCUUCGUUGUAUCUGUGAAAACUCUAUGACAGGCUUCUACAGAUGUGAUGAUAGAUGUCCACAAUGGCCCCAGUUACCACAAGGAUGCAGUCUAACAACAGAUCCCAAUGAUGUUUGUUGUAAGAAACCAAUUUGUACACCAGAUGUCAUGACACCUCCUACAUUAUAUGUACCAACACCGAAUCCAACAUCAUAUCCCAACCAACCAACUCCAUCUCCACAACCAACACAACCGCCAACACCGUAUACCUUUACACUACCAACUCCAAUCAAAACAGGAUACUCAGAGAAUUGUAUGUACAAAGGAGUUGCUCAUACUCAAGGACAGAAAUGGGAUGAUGGAUGUUCACUGGAGUGUGAAUGUAUGGAUCAGAUGACAGGAAGAUACAGGUGUUCCAGCAAAUGUCAAGAUUACUCUAACUUCCCAAGACCAUCUUACUGCCAUCUGGUGUCAGAUCCACGAAACCCAUGCUGCAAAGUAGUACAGUGUAAUCCAGUCGUCACCCCUCAACCAACACCACAACCCACACCAGGACCAACACUACGACCAAAUCAACCAACUGUAUCACCACCAUUAGGACAAACAAACCCACCAUAUACUGGACAACCAACAAUAAAACCACCAGUAGUGGUAACCCAAGCUCCACAUGUUAAUCCUGCUCAAACACCAGUACCAAAUCCACAAUUUACUCAACCAACCCCAUCUCCAACACCACAUGUUUGUGUAUACAAGGGUGUACCAUACACACAAGGACAACAAUGGUACGAUGGCUGUGACAAAGUGUGUAUUUGUGAGAACGGCAUGACAGGUUAUAUCCGAUGUCGUCAGAGAUGCACAACUUAUGAUACUAUUGCUGCAGGCUGUACAAUGGUACCAGAUCCAAAUGACCCAGUCUGCUGUCAGAUACCAUCAUGCAUUCCUCAAAAUCAAACCCCAGGACCUUCUGGAUCACCAGUGAUAUUCACAGCCCCAACAGGCAAAGUUACAGGCUAUGGUACUGUUACACCACAACCAACACCUGGACCAACAUUUAGACCAAACGUUGUCAACACACUAGCACCAAACCCACUUAACACAUUACAACCAGGACAACCAGGAACUCAGAGCCCACAAAUUGGUGUAACAUUUAAUCCAACUCCAAGUACCAAAGCUCCUACACCAGCACCAAGGCCAAAUUAUUGUGUAUACAAUGGUGUUCAGUACAAGACUGGACAGAAAUGGCAAGAUGGCUGCAAAUAUAACUGUGUAUGUGAAGAUGGUAUGACUGGAUUUUACACUUGUAGUGAAAGAUGUCCAACUUUCCCAGCUGCUUUACCACCAACCUGUUCCCUUACACAAGAUUCCAAAGAUUUCUGUUGUAAAACUGUUGUGUGUGAUUCAAGGAAGACAACUCCAUUUGUGCCCUAUGUUGAACCAACUCAAGCACCAACAUACAAUCCAUUGGCUCCAUCUACUCCACCGGCCACAUAUCGCCCAAAUCAAAAGUUUACAUUGAGUCCAAAUCCAACUCCACCAGCUUUCUGUGUCUACUAUGGUGUUCCAUACAAACAGGGUCAGACCUGGGACCAAGGUUGUGAGAAGAGAUGUCGAUGUGAUGAUGCUACUAACAAUUAUUACACAUGUUUUGACAGAUGUCCUUCAUACCCCAACCUACCAUCAGGUUGUACAAGAACAACAGAUCCUAACGAUGUUUGUUGUCAGAUACCAUUCUGUCCAUCACAAGCACCACAUCAAACACCACCAAACAAUCCAGUCACCUACUCACCACAGUUCCCAUACACUGGUGCACCUACACGGGCCCCAACACCAUACACAGGUGUUCCAACUCAGACACCAUCACCAACACCGUAUACAGGACAACCAACACCAAAACCAACACCAUACACAGGAGUACCAACACUGGCACCAUUUGCAACAACACCUAGAUACCAAAUACCAACAUUACCUGUUGGGGUCAUCGUAGGUGGCAGUCCCAGUCCAAAUCCACAAAUGGGAUUUACAAAUGCUCCCUCUAAAUAUUGUGAAUACAAAGGAGUAAGAUAUACAACUGGACAGAGAUGGAGAGACGGUUGUGAUUACAACUGUGUGUGUGUUGACGGAAUGUCGGGCGUCUACCAAUGUAGUCAGAGGUGUCCAAAAUUCCCCCAGUUACCAGCAGGAUGUAUUAUGGUAACUGACCAGAAUGAUGCCUGUUGUCUUGUACCAGAUUGUCCUAAAACACCUGCACCAACUUAUAUACCAACAUUAGGCCCACAUGGAGAAACCGUCAACCCCACACCUACACCUGGACCAGGAGUAGUAACACCAUCACCACAGCCUACAAGGACCGUCCCAUUCUUACCAAAUCCUAAUGAAGUGUGUGUAUACAAGGGUAAAGCAUACACUCAAGGACAAGCAUGGUAUGACGGCUGUGACAUGAAAUGUGUGUGUGUCAAUGGAAUGACAGGAGUUUAUUCUUGCUCACAGAGAUGUUCUCAGUAUGAUCAGAAUCCUAACUGUGUUUUGAUUCCCGAUCCAUCUGAUCCAGAGUGUUGUAAGAAACCACAAUGUACAUCCCAGAACACAAACCCACCUGUAAUCGUUGGAACAAAUCCACCACGUCCACCAGUAUACCUCACAUUUGGUCCAGGUCAAACCAUCAAUGGUGGAACUAGACCAACAGUCCCCGCUCCAGAAGUAUGUAUUUACAAUGGAAGACAAUACAGCCAAGGGCAGAAAUGGCAAGAUGGGUGUAAAUACACAUGUGAAUGUGUCAAUGCUAAAAUAGGAAUGCACAAAUGUAUUCAGAGGUGUGCAGACAUGAGCAUGAUUCCACCAACCUGUCAAAUGAAGUAUAAUCCAAUGGACCCAUGUUGUCCAUUACCAGACUGUCCAAGUCUGUACGUCACUCCAAUACCUGGAACCAACAGAACCAUCCAACCACCAACUCUCAAUCCUCUCAUGCCACAACCUAAAUACUGUGUAUACAACGGUGUACCAUACACACAAGGACAAACAUUCAAUGUGGGUUGUGAAAAGAGAUGUAUUUGUGAUGAUGCAUCAACAGGACAUAUAAAUUGCAACGAUCGAUGCCCUACUUAUCCACCAUUGAAAGAUGGUUGUCAGCUAUUGACUGAUCCAAGUGACCAGUGUUGCCAGGCUCCAUUAUGUGUUGAUACCAACCCUAAGACUCCAUUCCAAGUCAUCACGGCUCCAAAGGGAUCCUUUACUGGAGGCAAUCAACCUCAAGUUGGACCAAAUAGUCAAAUACCACAUCUAACUACUGGAAAAGCCUGUGCAUACAAUGGACAGAUAUACAGACAAGGACAGAAAUGGAAGGAUGGCUGUCUAUUUGAAUGUGAAUGUUUUGAUGAAUCUACAGGAAGAUACAGAUGUACUGAAGUAUGUCCAAGACAUCCACAAGUUCCAUCUUACUGUACAUUAGUACAAGAUCCUGACAAUAAUUGUUGCCAGGCAGUCUACUGUCCACUACAACCUACAAAUCAACCUCAACCUUACACAGGAGCACCAACACUAGCACCACUGCCUUACACUGGUGCUCCCACUCAACGUCCAACUCCAGGAAACUAUGUAACACCUAAACCUACACCAAUGUGUGUGUACAAUGGGGUGGCAUACAGACAGGGACAGCAGUGGUACGACGGAUGUGAUUUGACCUGUAGAUGUGAAGAUGCAAUGAAAGGAUACUACAGAUGUCAACAGAGAUGCAAUAGAUACGACUCAUUACCACAAGGAUGUACUUUGGUGGCUGAUCCAAGUGACCCACAAUGUUGUAAAGUACCACAGUGUCAAUUGAUCCCACAAAAUGCAACCCCUCAACCUGGAAUCUUCACCCCACCAGUACCAGUCUUUGGAUCCUUCACUGGUAGUGCUCCUAACCCAACACCACAACCCACUCCCUCUCCCACAAUGAGACUACCUAAUGGACAGAUUGUUGUUAUUACUCCUCAACCAGGACUAUCAACACAAGCACCACCGACUCCUACACCAGGUUGUUUCUACAAGGGUAGAUCAUUUACACAGGGACAGAAAUGGGCUGAUGGAUGUAAAUAUAUAUGUGAAUGUGUUAAUGAUAUGAUUGGACAGUACAAAUGUACUGAAAGAUGUCAAAACUAUCCAAACUUGCCAACUUACUGUACAUUGAUCCAGAAUCCCAAGGACAGCUGUUGUCCAGUGCCUUACUGUGACAAAGUUAACCCAACACCAUCUCUACCAGCAACCUAUCAACCAUAUGUUCCAACAACUCAUAGCCCAUUGUUUGUUAACCCAGGAACCAAUCCUCCAAUGACAGGCCAACAAACUCCAUCUCCAUUUGGAAAAGCAGGAUAUUGUGUGUACAAUGGAGUGUAUUACAGACAAGGACAGACAUGGGUAGAUGGAUGUGACAAACGUUGCCGAUGUGAUGAUGUCACCACAGGUCUCUACAGUUGUACACAGAGAUGUCCAAUAUUCAACAACAUACCUUCAACAUGCUCAUUGGUUGCCGACAAUAAUGAUCCAUGUUGUACUGUACCACAAUGUAACAUUUUCCCAAGUACUGCAAGAUACACCGGAUCAGGAACACCACCAACUACUCCCAAACAAAUGAUUAUUGUACCUACUCCAGUAAAGGGAGGUCUAACAGGGGAAGGAACUCUAGCACCAAACAAUCCUCUCUAUAACCAAUUCGCUGGAAAUGGAACAGGUUAUUGUGCCUACAAAAGUAAAAUAUACAGUCAGGGACAGAGAUGGGACGAUGGAUGCGAUUAUACAUGCCAAUGUAUUGAUGCUCUUAGAGGUCGUUACAAGUGUGAUUACAGAUGCCCACAAUACUACAAUCUACCUGCCUACUGCCACUACGAACAAGAUCCAAGUGAUACAUGCUGCAGGAAACCUAAAUGUGAUCCAAGUCAGACAGUACAACCCAAAACCACACCUUCCAUUUACAACAACCUAGGACCAAUAAUUGCACCAAACAAACCUAAACCAUUAGAUAUGUGUGUUUACAAAGACAGGACCAUACAUGCUCAGGGAUCAAGCUGGGAUGAUGGCUGUGACCUUCACUGCACAUGUGAAAAUGCCACCAUGAACAUCUACCAAUGUCAAGCCAAAUGUAAACUGUUCCAGCAACUUCCAUCUCAAUGUACAUUGGUCAGAGAUCCUGUUAACAGAUGUUGUUAUAUUCCAAGAUGUGUUGCUACGGGCACCAACAUUCCAUUGAACCCAUACUAUAACACUUACAAUGGAUCAUCUAAUGUAACACCACAACCAGGCAAACUGAACAUCAUUCCAGUGGGACAAUACAGUGUUAUAUCUGGUAACAAUUGGCAAAAACCACAAGGAUCAGUAUUCACUGGAGUAGGAGGAUUUGGAGCAUGUGUAUAUAAGAAUGUUGUGUAUAAACAAGGACAGUCUUGGGAUGAUGGAUGUGAUUAUGUGUGUACAUGUGCUGAUGCAUCCAAGGGACAAUAUAAUUGUGUAUCAAAAUGUCCACAACUUCCUAAUCCACUACCAAGCUAUUGUCAGAAAAUAUCCAUACCUGGUCAGUGCUGUGCCAAUGUAAAAUGUGACAUUCCUGGGGUAUCAUAUCAACCACCAAGUGAAAUCCUAGCUACUGCAGCACCAACCAAUUCAUUUGGAUUGAUCACUAAUAGACCAGGCAUCAUUAUGGUUGGAACCCCAAAACCAACACAAACACCUGAUUUACCAGGAAAUGGCUUCCCUAUCCUUCAACAACAAUUCUCUCAAGUUAGAGGUCAAUGUAUUUUCCACCAGAAAGCAGCCGAUGGUAAAGCAGAGAAAUACUUGGUGUAUAACCAAGGGGAAACCUGGAAAGAUGGAUGUGAAUUCAGUUGUCAGUGUAUGGAUGGAAAGACUGGAUACUACUACUGUGAUCCUUUAUGCCCUGUAUAUAACAACUUACCAUCAAACAAAUGUUACCUAUCAAGAGUUGAUGGACAAUGUUGUAACCAGCCUAGAUGUCAAUUGGACAAUGGUAAGGUAGUCAACCCACUGCAAACACAGACCAAAUAUACCAUCAUCGGAACACUGCCAAAUGGUUACACUGGAUUUGGUCCAAACUACAACUUCUCUAGUACAUUAGUGGGUGGUAACUAUCAAAGUCAAAGUGGUGGAAGAAAUGUUUGUAUAUACAAAGGAAAGAUUUACAAGCAAGGCCAACAAUGGAGUGACGGAUGUGACUUCGACUGUAGAUGUGACGAUGCUAGUAGGGGAGCCUUCAGUUGUACUCCAAGAUGUCCAACCUAUACAUCACUGCCAUCCUUCUGUGAACUUAAAAAAUCUGACCGUGACUGUUGUGCCAGACCAGUUUGUCACAAGCCACCAGUCACAUUAAUCCCACCAACAACAACGACUGCAUUACCAACACGUCCCUCAUGUUCUUGGUGUAAUGAUGCACUAGACAACUGUAAAUCUUACGGAAAAUCUGCCUGUGAAGGCGCAUAUAAACCAUGGGCUAAACGUAAUUGCAAUCAUUACUGCAACUUCUGUGAUUGUAGUGCUGCUCCAACUACAACAGUAGAUCCUUUUACUGAUCCUACAUGUGUUGACAAGUUAGAUAACUGUGCCGACUUUGGAGACGAUGCCUGCACUGGAAUAUUUCAUUCAUGGGCUCUUGAUAAUUGUCCGAGACAAUGUGGAUUAUGUUAUGAACUACAUUCAACUGUAAGUUCAAAUAGAUGUGAGGACAAACAAGCUGCAAUUUGUAGCUCCCAGAAAGAUGUUAUAUGUACAAAUGAAGCAUACAAAAUUUGGGCUGAAGACAAUUGUCAAAAGACAUGUGACCGUUGUCCAGGACAAGUAAGAACAACACCAACACCUAAAGGUUGUACAUUUAAUGGAGUUUCUUACCAACAUAGUGCUCAGUGGAAGGAUGGCUGUGACAAGAACUGUACCUGUGACAAUGGUCUCUACAAAUGUGUAGAUGUAUGUCCAAAAUAUAAAAAUCUUCCAGCAAACUGGCAGCUAGUGAAAUCUCCUGGAGAGUGCUGUCCUCAUGUUGUCAUUGGAGUUGGUGAACCUGUAUGUAAUUAUGGUGGAAAGGAAUAUAGGCAGGAUGAAACCUGGUCUGAUGGUUGUCAGUUUAGCUGUGUCUGUAAUGAUGCCAAGGCUGGUCAAUACCAAUGUAAAGAAAAAUGUCCUAAAUGGGAGCUUCCAAAAGUUUGCCACUGGAACCCAGCACCAGCGGGAAAAUGCUGUAGUCGACCAGAAUGUCCUCCACCUUAUGUUAUCACUGGUUACCCAGACCUUUAGAUGUUUCACGUUACAUACGUUCCUGUCAACUUUUAGAAUAAUUUAUAUUAAAAAGUAUUAUAGUC
Molecule: messenger RNA, 12778 nt
Organism: Mytilus trossulus (common blue mussel)
Lineage: Eukaryota; Metazoa; Mollusca; Bivalvia; Mytilida; Mytilidae
Exons: 75
Coding region: 6-12713 (4235 amino acids)
Biological process (GO): cell adhesion; signal transduction
Cellular component (GO): extracellular matrix
Molecular function (GO): heparin binding; integrin binding
Source: RefSeq, a predicted model, not a curated record